Messenger RNA from Lodderomyces jiufengensis, 1644 nucleotides. It is a transcript of the gene ELP3, whose product is annotated as Elongator subunit. The record is from RefSeq and is a predicted model, not a curated record. The transcript has a single exon. Gene Ontology annotation, cellular component: elongator holoenzyme complex; nucleus; cytoplasm. Gene Ontology annotation, molecular function: acyltransferase activity, transferring groups other than amino-acyl groups; iron-sulfur cluster binding. The coding region runs from base 1 to 1644 and encodes 547 amino acids. Lineage: Eukaryota; Fungi; Ascomycota; Pichiomycetes; Serinales; Debaryomycetaceae. Gene Ontology annotation, biological process: tRNA wobble base 5-methoxycarbonylmethyl-2-thiouridinylation.
AUGCCAGCACAAACUAAACAAAUACCAGAAAAAGAAAGAUUCAUACAAUGUUGUGCAGAUAUAUCAUUAGAAUUAGUAUCAUCUCUUAAAUCUUCAAAGGACAUAAAUUUAAAUGGAUUAAUAACAAGAUAUGCCAAAAAAUAUAAACUAAAAAAUCAACCAAGAUUAACAGAUAUAAUAUCAUCAAUACCAGAUCAACACAAGAAAUAUCUUAUACCUAAAUUAAAAGCCAAACCAGUUAGAACAGCCUCGGGAAUAGCUGUCGUAGCAGUUAUGUGUAAACCUCAUAGAUGUCCUCAUAUCGCAUACACUGGGAAUAUAUGUGUUUAUUGUCCUGGUGGACCUGAUUCAGAUUUUGAAUAUUCAACUCAAUCAUAUACUGGUUAUGAACCAACAUCAAUGAGAGCUAUUAGAGCAAGGUAUGAUCCAUAUGAACAAGCAAGAGGUAGAGUAGAUCAAUUAAGAAAAUUAGGACAUUCUAUUGAUAAAGUUGAAUAUAUUAUUAUGGGUGGAACUUUUAUGUCUUUACCAAUAGAUUAUAGAGAAGGUUUUAUAACACAAUUACAUAAUGCAUUAACUGGUUUCAAUGGUACUAAUAUAGAUGAAGCUAUUGAAUUCAGUCAACAAUCACAAACUAAAUGUGUUGGUAUAACUAUUGAAACAAGACCAGAUUAUUGUACUGAAACUCAUUUAAGUGAUAUGUUAAAAUAUGGAUGUACAAGAUUAGAAAUUGGUGUACAAUCAGUUUAUGAAGAUGUUGCAAGAGAUACAAAUAGAGGUCAUACUGUUAAAUCUGUGUGUGAAACUUUUGCAGUAGCUAAAGAUGCUGGUUAUAAAGUUGUUAGUCAUAUGAUGCCUGAUUUACCUAAUGUAGGAAUGGAAAGAGAUUUAGAACAAUUUAAAGAAUAUUUUGAUAAUCCAGAUUUUAGAACUGAUGGAUUAAAGUUAUAUCCAACAUUAGUCAUUAGAGGUACGGGACUUUAUGAAUUAUGGAAAAAGGGAUUGUACAAGAGUUAUAAUGCAAAUGCAUUAAUUGAUUUAGUUGCAAGAAUAUUAGCUUUAGUACCACCAUGGACAAGAAUAUAUAGAGUUCAAAGAGAUAUUCCCAUGCCCCUCGUUACUUCAGGUGUUGAAAAUGGUAAUUUAAGAGAAUUAGCAUUAGCAAGAAUGAAAGAUUUUGGUACUUCAUGUAGAGAUGUAAGAACAAGAGAAGUUGGUAUACAAGAAGUUCAUCAUAAAGUUGUACCUGAUCAAGUUGAAUUAAUAAGAAGAGACUAUUAUGCUAAUGGUGGAUGGGAAACCUUUUUGAGUUAUGAAGAUCCAAAACAAGAUAUCUUGAUUGGAUUAUUAAGGUUAAGAAAAGCAAGUAAGAAAUAUACAUAUAGAAAAGAAUUCACAAAACAACCAACUUCAAUAGUUCGAGAAUUACAUGUUUAUGGUUCCGUUGUACCUUUACAUUCAAGAGAUCCAAGAAAAUUCCAACAUCAAGGUUUUGGUACAUUGUUGAUGGAAGAAGCAGCAAGAAUAGCAAAAGAAGAACAUGGAUCAGAAAAAAUUUCAGUUAUUUCGGGAGUUGGAGUUCGAAAUUAUUAUGCUAAAUUAGGUUAUGAAUUAGAUGGUCCUUUUAUGUCUAAAAUGCUUUAA